AUGACUUCCAACAAAAGCAACCUCUUGAAUAAUUUCCUCUUCCAUUUUAUUCUUCUUCUUUUCCCAACACUACUCCAAGCUCUUAACACUGAUGGUGUUACUUUGCUCUCUUUCAAAUAUUCAAUCCUCAAUGAUCCUCUCUCUGUUCUACGCAACUGGAACUAUGACGAUGAAACACCAUGUUCCUGGACAGGUGUCAUCUGUACAGAGCUUGGGAAUCUAAACACACCAGACAUGUUUAGAGUUACAAGCUUGGUUCUUCCAAACAAACAGCUUCUGGGUUCUGUUUCUCCAAGCUUGUUUUCAAUCCCAAAUCUAAGAAUCUUGGAUCUCUCCAACAAUUUCUUCCAUGGGUCACUUCCGGAUUCAGUCUCCAACGCCACUCAGCUUCGUGUUCUGUCCCUUGGGAACAACAACGUUUCUGGUGUAUUGCCUGAUCGUAUCAGCAACGCGGCUAGUCUCCAGCUCUUGAAUCUCUCCACGAAUGCCUUAACCGGCAAAAUCCCUCAAAGUCUCUCACUUCUCAAGAAUCUGACAGUUCUAGAUAUCUCCUCAAAUCUUCUAGACGGAUUACUUCCUCUGGAUUUCGAAGGAACAAGUCUACAUUACCUCAACUUAUCACACAAUCAAAUCUCCGGCGAGAUAUCUCCAGCUUUCGCCGAGAAAGUUCCAGCAAACACCAUUGUCGAUCUCUCCUUCAAUAAUCUAACAGGGCCAAUCCCUAGUAUCCCACCAUUGCUUAACCAAAAGCCCGAGUCUUUUUCGGGUAAUCAAGGCUUGUGUGGGCAGCCAUUAAAGACUCCUUGUUCGAUCCCUUCUACUCUCUCAGACCAACCGAAUAUCCCUGAGACUACUACUUCGCCGGCAAUAGCAGUCAUGCCCAGAACUUCAGCUCCAACAACGCCUUCAUCAGAAUCACUCAAUCAAACAGCCAAAAGCAAACUAAAGCCAAGCACCAUAGUAGGAAUCGCAGUUGCAGAUAUAGCUGGUCUAGGUAUCAUAGCCAUGUUCAUACUCUACAUAUACCAGCUCAAGAACCGCAGAAGCUACCAAGAAUACAGCACUUUCAAAGUCUUGAAAGAGUGUCUAGAGAAAAACGAUACAUUAGCCGUAAAGAAAUCGCCGAAACAAAGCGUAUCCGCAUGGGAGAUCACUAAAUCUCCAGCUUCAAAAACGCGAUGGGGCUCUUGCAUAAGGUACGACGACACAACGACGGCAUCAUCCGAAUGCAAUAACUCCGAGAGCGACAUAGAGAGCCAGCUUCAGGACCAGAAGUUCACUGAGGCAUUCAAUCGAACAGAUGGUGGGCGAUUAAAACACAACUCUCAAACUCAAUUAGUGACCGUCGACGGAGAGACUCAGCUGGAGCUCGAUACUCUACUAAAGGCAUCAGCUUACGUACUUGGAACGAGUCGAAGCGGAAUCGUGUAUAAAGCGGUGUUAGAGAACGGCGCGGGUUUUGCAGUGCGGCGGAUCGGAGCGGAGAAUUGUACGGCGACGAAAUUGAAGGAAUUCGAAAGGGAGGUUCACGCCAUUGCUAAACUUCGACAUCCAAAUCUCGUUAGAGUUCGUGGCUUCGUUUGGGGGAACGAAGAGAAGCUUCUCAUCUCCGACUAUGUCCCAAAUGGAAGCCUACAUUUCUCCUCCAUCUCCGCAAAAGCAGGCUCGACUUCGACAAUUUUGCAAAACCCUCUCUCCUUUGAGGCACGGCUCAAGAUAGCAAGAGGGAUAGCUCGAGGAAUUGCUUACAUCCACGACAAGAAGCACGUGCACGGGAACAUCAAGCCCAAUAACAUUCUUUUGGAUUCCGAGUUCGAGCCCGUAAUUACAGAUAUGGGCCUUGACCACCUAAUGAGUUUGGUUCAUUCACAAGACCAUCAUCAUCCACCGGAAUGGUCCAUAAGUCAGAAACCAAAUUCCAAAUGGGAUGUUUAUUCCUUUGGUGUCAUACUCUUGGAGCUUCUUACAGGCAGAGUUUUCCAAGUUGAUCGAGAUUUGGUUCAUGAUCCGGAGACCGAUGAGAAAAGUUGGUUUUUGAGGUUGAUCGAUGGGACGAUUAGGGCAGAUGUUGCUCACCGCGAGGAUGAGGUGGUGGCAUGCUUUAGGUUAGGCUAUGGUUGUGUCUCUUCCUUGCCUCAAAAGUGUUUGUCCAUGAAGGAAGUGGUGCAAGUGCUAGAGAAAAUGUGUGUUUAG
Messenger RNA from Arabis nemorensis, 2193 nucleotides. The record is from the annotation of a GenBank genome assembly. NCBI's taxonomy places the organism in Eukaryota, Viridiplantae, Streptophyta, Magnoliopsida, Brassicales, Brassicaceae.